GCCAAAUUUGUCGGUCAUGAAAUUUGUGGUUUAUUGGAAAAAUAUUACUUUUUCAUAUUUAUAUUGACAUAGAUUAAGGGAACCACCUGCCGACAACAAAUGCGCCUGGUAUCACUCGGGAACUGCUGUUACCCUUUUUACAGAAUAGGAUACUAAGGGUUGGAAGCAUAGCUGGAGACCUGGUAAAAUGACAGCAGAGAUAAAUAAAAACCCAUCCCACAUUAACAACAUUGAACUGCUUUUAAAUGAGAAAGGCGAUGAAAAAGAAGAAAUAUCCUACCGGCCCUCAAGAGAAGAUACCGAGCGUGAAAGAAAGCUCAGUGCUACCUCAUUAAGUAAUUCAGAAUCACCUAAAUUACAAAGACUUCCUAUCCCUGCGGAACAACGCGCCACUUCCGGUAAUGUGGGACGUCGAUGGCGUAGCAUUCGUCACGCGGUGCGUGUGACAAAUGCGGCCGCGUCUAUGAAAAAGGGACUCAACAGGGAAGACUCUUUUCUGAAGAAGUUUUCGACAAGGCAACCUUACCGUGCUGAUUCUAUCGGCACCAUUGACGAACAGUUAGAGAACGACGAAUCGCCGGACGAGAGCCGUACAAAGCACCAUUCCGUGCUGCAUACGGACGGGAAUGUGAUGUUUUACUGGUUGGGUCUCCUGACAUUGUCUAUACUUUACAACCUCUGGACCUGUAUUGCUCGUGAGGCUUUCCGCGAAAUUCAAGAGGGGAACAUGAUGGUGUGGAUUGCGUGUGAUAUUUUUUGUGAUAGUAUUUACAUUUUGGACAUCUUUGUGCAAAUUCGAACGGGAUAUUUGGAUAAAGGCAUCAUGGUGUACGAUUCAAAAAAACUUAUGAUGAGAUAUGUGCGGACAAAAGACAUUGUUUUAGAUAUUGCAUCCUUAAUUCCUUUAGAUUUCCUUCAAUUUACCGUUGGAAUUCAUCCAAUGUUACGCUUUCCAAGAUUUCUCAAAGCCUAUCGAUCUUUUCGUUUUUUACAUCUACUCGAAACAAGAACCCAUUUUCCAAACUUUUUUCGAGUAGCAAACCUGACACACAUAUUGUUUUUAGGAUCUCAUUGGUUUGCAGCUUUCUACUACAUGCUUUCAGAAGCAGAAGACUUUCAGGGAGAUUGGUCCUAUCCGAAGCCUGUGGGACAGUUCGCGUCCGUGACCCGGAAGUACUUAACGUCAUUAUUCUGGUCUACCCUGACCCUAACAACCAUUGGAGAUCUCCCUCCGCCUGAAUCUAACUGGGAGUAUGUGUUCGUCAUCGUCAGCUACCUGAUUGGGGUCUUCAUCUUCGCUACUAUUGUCGGACAGGUCGGAAACGUGAUAAACAACAGAAAUGCAAGCCGCCAAGAAUUCGAACGGUUAUUGGACGGUGCAAAGUUAUACAUGCGGAUGCACAAUGUUCCCCCUGAUGUCCAGAAACGUGUUCAGAGAUGGUACGAUUACGUAUGGACAAGGGGCAGAAUGAAAGGAUCUGACAUCAACUCCCUGGGUUUGUUACCCGAUAAGCUAAAAACAGAACUUGCUAUUCAUGUCAACCUAGAAACCCUUAAAAAGGUGACAAUAUUCCAAGAAUGCCAGCCCGAAUUCUUACACGAUCUGGUGCUGAAGAUGAAGGCGUACAUUUUCACACCAGGAGACCUGAUAUGUCGCCAGGGUGAGGUGGCAAGGGAAAUGUUUAUCAUUGCAGAUGGUUUGGUGGAAAUUAUCAGUGAGAGUGGAACAGUGCUGACAAAAAUGGAAACGGGAGAUUUUUUUGGAGAAAUCGGAAUACUCAAUUUAGAUGGCGGUAUCAACAGGAGAACUGCUGAUGUGAAAUCGGUGGGUUAUUCGGAACUCUUUGUGCUUUCUCGUGAGGACGUCUUAGAGGCACUCAAAGAUCAUCCGGAAGCUGAGCGAGUUAUUCGAGAGUAUGGACAACAAAGACUAAAAGAAAUAGAAGAGCACCGACAAAAAAUGAAAUUUUCUGUCGUAGAAUUUCAAACAAAAUGGUCACCAACCUGUCCUGCCCGCCACUUACGCGGAAGUCCACGUCAACAAACAAAUAUGAUUAAAAACAAGAAAGCACCAGGUAUGUGUGUUAACAAUGUGUCUAAACGUAAGACUAAAACAAAGAGGUAUCUGGGUGCUAUGACGGACCUGGCCUUGAAGAGUAGGUCUGUGGACGGUAUUGAUAUGAAUCAGACUGACGAGAUCGACAGCUGGCCGGUGAUUGCCAAGCUACCGCACGGAGAGGUCAUAGCAAUCAAGGAAAAACAUGUGCCACGGAAAUUUAGUUUUCCGACCAUUAUCGAAAAGGCCAUGGAUGCAAAUAAAAAAGGCUUGUUGUUUUUAGAGAAGAACAAGAUUUCCGAUAGUUCUGGGGAGAUAACAAAUCGUGUGAAUAUCAGUUCAAUAAACGGUGAUUCAGCAAAUGAAAGUAGUCCACACCAUGGACACUCGGAUAAGAAAGAUGACUCGAAAUGCUUGCUGUCCAGUAACUUAGAUCAAAGUCCGACAACAUACGACAGACUUACUUCUGACAUUACAACAAGAAGUGUCAAUGUAGCGGAACAAGAAACGGUACCUGCGUAUGAGGUCAACAGGGAUUUGAUGCCAGGGGUUUGUAAUUGCAAAGAUACAACGGAAAAAAUUAAUGCCACUCUCGAAAAUUUCAGUUCACACUUGAUGGAUUUAAAGAAACUUAUGGAAAAACAAAUUAAAUUUUUGGAGGAUAUUACAAAAAUCCAAACUAAAGAUCAUAGACUGGUCGCUGAAAACCACGGUGAAAGUUGUGGUGGACUCGAUCAACAAAUAAUCGAUCAAGAAGAAAAUAAAAGUGAAAAAAACAACGAAGUGGAAAACCCAAGUGAACGGAACUCUGACGAGAGAUCACAGAAAGGAGAGACCGCGAAAUCUGAAACCGACACGGAAUCGUCAGAAAAACAAACUCUUGAAGAGGAUAUUGUUACAAGUUUAUGAUUAGAAUUUUGUGACAGUUUCCAUGACUGAGAUUGCACACAAAAACAUCUGAAUACUGGAGGCCUAAAGACUGUUGUCAUUACAAUUUUGUUCGUUAAAAAGAGGAAUGUGGCACAAUAAAUAUGGUUCAUUUUCAUGUGGUUCAUACCGGUCCUGUUAGUCUAGUGGGUAGGUCACUUACUAGCAAAUGUGAGAUCCCCAAAUUCAAUCCCGGCGCCAAGACGUUUCCAUUGUAGUGACUAUUCCUUCGCCAAGCGACCGGCAUAAAUACUGAAAAGUCAAAAUUGCAUACAAAACAAAAUAUGCGAUUCAUAUAACUUUGAUACCAUUUGUUUAUUUAUGUGAUAAAAAUGUAUUUUGUAUAAAUAAAAAUGCA
Molecule: messenger RNA, 3341 nt
Organism: Ostrea edulis (European flat oyster)
Lineage: Eukaryota; Metazoa; Mollusca; Bivalvia; Ostreida; Ostreidae
Product: cyclic nucleotide-gated channel rod photoreceptor subunit alpha-like
Exons: 13
Coding region: 188-2965 (925 amino acids)
Biological process (GO): monoatomic ion transport; transmembrane transport
Cellular component (GO): membrane
Molecular function (GO): monoatomic ion channel activity; protein-containing complex binding
Source: RefSeq, a predicted model, not a curated record